AUGGCUAGAACCGUACGCUUUAGAACUCGUAUAAUUAACACAAUUCGAGGUGAAUCCGGUUCAAUUGGAACUUCUACUCUUCGUUUUGUUCGCUCAAUGGACCAAGCUCCGGUAGGAUUGCGCGGAUCCGUGCACGACGGCGCCACACUCGAGUCCAUUCAAUUCAACGAAGAAAUUCAGGGAAUCGUGGCGUCGGCGCCGGAAAACGCCAGCUCGUUCACCGCGCUGCUUGAGCUCCCGCCGACGCAGGCGGUGGAGCUCCUUCACUCGCCGGACUCUGACGGGGCUCGUAAACAACCUAAUUGCCACGUCAGCGCGAAUCACAAACCCUAUUUGCUCCACUCUUUCGGUGGCAAUUUGACUUUUCCUUCCAACGCCGCCUUAAUUGAACGCGCCGCCAAGUUCUCCGUGUUCGCUGGUGAAAACUCGCCUUCGCAGGGGGAGGCGCGUCUGCUUCCGGCCGGGUCUGGUUCGAAUUUGGAUAGGGUGAAGAACGAGCCGCAAGAGACUGAUUCGAACCCGUGCUCCACGCAAGGGUGCGUUUCGGAUCCCGCGGUUGAGAACAAGAACGAAAGAACUGCGAAGAGAAAGGAGCGAGAGAAGAAGGUUAAAGGGUCGUCGAAGAAGAGUAAGAGCGUCGCCGAUGAGACAUCCGGCGACGGUGAGAAGCUUCCCUACGUCCACGUCCGAGUUCGUCGAGGUCAAGCCACAGAUAGCCAUAGCUUGGCAGAAAGGGCUAGGAGAGAGAAGAUCAACGCUCGCAUGAAGCUUUUGCAAGAGCUGGUCCCAGGCUGCGACAAGGAUGUGAUUAUUUUGUACUUUCGGGUGAUAUCAGGAACGGCAAUGGUUCUAGAUGAAAUCAUCAACCAUGUGCAAUCUCUACAACGACAAGUGGAGAUUUUAUCUAUGAAACUGGCUGCAGUUAACCCAAGAAUUGAUUUCAGCCUUGACAGCUUAUUGGCGACUGAUGGGACAUCUCUAAUGGAUAGUAACAUACCUAGCAUGGUGACACCUCUUAUGUGGCCAGAAAUUCCUGUCAAUGCUAACCGGCAACAUUAUCAACAACAGUGGCAAUUUGAUGCAUUCCACCAACCGCUAUGGGAGAGGGAUGAAGUCAACCAUAAUUUCAUGACUCCCGAAAACUCACUUUUGAGUUAUGAUUCGUCGGCAAACUCAGCGUCUCUGCACUCAAAUCAAUUGAAGAUGGAACUCUGA
Molecule: messenger RNA, 1215 nt
Organism: Sphenostylis stenocarpa
Lineage: Eukaryota; Viridiplantae; Streptophyta; Magnoliopsida; Fabales; Fabaceae
Source: the annotation of a GenBank genome assembly